Messenger RNA from Aplysia californica (California sea hare), 3874 nucleotides. RefSeq names its product hyaluronidase B. The record is from RefSeq and is a predicted model, not a curated record. NCBI's taxonomy places the organism in Eukaryota, Metazoa, Mollusca, Gastropoda, Aplysiida, Aplysiidae. Gene Ontology annotation, biological process: hyaluronan catabolic process; carbohydrate metabolic process. Bases 180 to 1895 code for a protein of 571 amino acids. Gene Ontology annotation, molecular function: hyalurononglucosaminidase activity. The transcript has 6 exons.
ACUAGAAGUUAGGGGCGUCGUCUCAAAACACUUCAGUGUGUGCUCUCACACCUCAGAUAUUUGUCAUUAUUGUGAAUCCUAUGAAAGGGCUCGUUAGAAUGCACCUUCCGGCUUUCUCAGAAUGCAAGUUUGAAACAUGAAUGGCAUCUGAAAGAUAAGAUCUACCUCUUAGCUGGACAAUGCUUCAACUUCAAGUUCAAACAGUUGGCAUGCUCUGCCUUGCUUUCUGUUUCUUUUCCUUUUUCUUCUUUUUGGGUGCAAGUGCUGAGGGUUGCACAGCUCCUUUGAUUCUUCCAGACAAACCUUUUUUUGUAGUAUGGAACCACCCAUCCUUUGGCUGUGAGAAUCAUGGUGUUCACCUCGGCUUUGAAAACUGGGGAAUUGUUGACAAUAGCAAGGACCGGUUUACAGGAGAACAAAUUUCCAUUUUUUAUCGCUUAGGACUAUGGCCUUACUACUCAGGUACCAAUGCUGUCAAUGGAGGAAUCCCACAGCUUACUAAUGAAACAGCACAUUUCACCAAAGUGGAAAAUGACAUAAAGACUGUCAUCCCUGAUGCAACAUUUUCUGGCCUUGGGGUUAUUGACUUUGAACACUGGAGGCCUCUUUAUCGCCUCAACUGGAGCAAACUAAGAAUAUAUCAGCAGAAAUCUUUGGAGUUGGCUAAACAACGAUUUCCUUUGUUCAAUUCUUCCCAGCUUCUCGCUGAAGCUACCAAGGAAUUUGAAGAAGCAGCUAGGUCAAUAGUAGGGAAGACUUUAUCAGAAGUGACAAAUCUUCGACCUAGUGGGAGAUGGGGAUACUACGGAUACCCACGCUGUUGGGACGAGAUGUGCAAUACCAGUACACUAAAAGUCAAUGAUGAAAUGAGGUGGAUUUUCAAUACCAGUACAGGCCUUUACCCAUCUAUCUACUUUGACCUUAGUGUCCCACCCGAGACGCGCCACACCAGAAUCAAGCAGAAAAUUCACGAAACAUUGAGAGUGAAAGCCAAGUUUUCCCCACAGGACGCCACUGUUUUCCCUUAUGCUCUAAACCAAAAUGGUCCUUUCAAAUUUUUUACACAGGCUGAUCUGUCAUAUUCUAUUGAAGAGCCAGCCAACAUGGGCUCAUCAGGUGUGGUCUUGUGGGGAAGCUCCAGCUCUAUGAGGGCUAAAAACGAGUGUUUACUGUUACAAGAUUACGUCAACAAGACGUUGGGCCCUUUUGUUCUCAAUGUCACAAACUUUUUUGGAAACUGCACACAGCAACUCUGUCAAGGCCAUGGGCGUUGUAUCAGGAAGGACUAUGAGAAAUUCUUCCAACACCAUCUGAGAGCUAGCGGCAGAAGCACGUGUCUCAUGAAUGAGGAAGACCUCGACAGUUCCAGUCAAUCAUAUGGAAAGAGAACAGCACUUAAACUUAAAAAUAGUAAUAAUAGUAAGAAAAAGGCAGACAUGGAAAUUCUGAAUAACCUUCUGCAGCGCUUUGUUGAUAAUUCACUUAAGUUUAGAAGACGCGGCGAGUUAGCUUUUAGGGAAUGGUGGUACCCUGUCAGACUAAAAGAGCUACAGGACUACCAUGUCCAAAUGUACGAACAAAACAAGGAUUUGUUCAAGAACCAGGACCUGUUGCAAAAUGAAGCUAUUCCAAUUGUUGACAAAUUUUCCAUAUCAGGUUUGAGAAACAAAAACUAUGCACACUUUCAAACUUCACAUCUCUCUGCACCAAUGUCAAUUUCAAGUUCAAGUUCAAGGAUAAAUUUCUGGCAGGGUGAAGAAAUUUCUUCAGAUAGUUCCUAUGGACAAGAUGAGGGGUCAGAUGAGGAUGUCCAGUAUGAUUUUGAUGACUAUGUAUGUAAGUGUUUUGAAGGAUGGUCAGGAAAUCAUUGUGACCACAAAGACAAAACUUCAUGAAGUCAUGUAUGAUCUAUUGAAAUCUGCUUGAUGUGAUCAUGGGUCAUACCAACAUUCCACAAAUUCAUGAACUCAUGUUUACCACAGUGAGUAACCCUUGUUUUUUCCAAUGCAAUCUAAAAAUCACAGUAUUGCUUUGUUACUUUUUAAAAGCAAGCAUUCUUGCCAUUUUUACUAGACUUUUUUUUUAAAGUUUCAUAUUUAUUUUUUCAAAUUUUGUAUAGCCUGCACAGACCAAAUCAUUUCCAUGUUAUUUGCAAUUAUUAUUAUAUGACUUGUACUUGUACAUUUACUCAUUUAUAAACUCUUUAUUUCGCUGUUCAUCUUUUAUACAUCACGGUGUACCAUGUUAUUUCUCUAAGGGUCACGGGUCACUGCCCCAAUCACUCCGGGAACCACCCAAGCACAUACAGUGAACCUCACAUCUGAUAAAUUCAUAGAUUCCGGCCUUCAGUUUUGUCAGAUCAAGAGUUUUGGUGAGGUGCAGUGGCAUAUUAUUUUAUAUUGAUAGUGCCACAGCUGUUUUAAUUUAGUAUGGGGCUGGCCUGGGGAUAUUCAUACUACUGGGUGUCUAAAAAUAAAGGACCAUUGAAAGGGUAAUAACUCGGUGAUUGAACUAAGAUUUCAACCAAAUUUGAGUGAAAUGCAAAACUUUUCAAUUUCUUUAAAAAUCGACCAUAUUGUUUCAUUUCAAAUAAUCACUGUUUGUGCUUUGAAGAGCAGACUUAUACAAAAUUGAUAUGCUAAAUAAACUCAAAGGGAUGAUAGCUAUUUAAAUCUCCUGGUGAUGACCAUUCUCUUCAUAAAAGUUCCAUGCCCUUGGGAAUUUUAAAUAACCCAGUGGCAUGUUUAUUGGACAAUUCUUUGGACGUCCUGUUCAACAUUGUCAUUGAGUUUGAGUUUCCUCUGUUCAACUGUUUGCAGGUUGUGUCUGUAGACUCUUGUCUGUCAAAUAAAAAAACCCAAAGGUAAUAAUUAAAGGGGCUUAAAUCGGAGAGGGGGGAAAUGUUGUGACCAUUCAUUUACAAACUUUCGAAAUGCGUUUCUUUCUUGAAACCAUACGAGGGACACUCUUGACAUGUAAGGUGCAGCCUUAUCCUCUCCCCUGGAACCAGCCCUCUACAAACGCCUUCUCCUCCCCAAACUUUUCUGGACGGUGAGAUAUCCAUCCAUGUGGUCUUUACCGUACUUGUCCUAAAAAACCCAGUAUAGUAUAGGCUGAUCACACCCCUAAAGCUAAUUGAAAUUUUUUAAACUAAAAAUUUCUCCAACACGAUUGAAUUUCUUCAUAUUUUUUUACGUAUGUGACAUCCCCCAAGUUGAAUUUUAUUUGUUUGAAGUUGAAGUUUUGUUGUUGAAAUGAGUGCAGAGAUGACCAAGUUAUUGCCCUAUAUUCAAUCGGGUCCUCUUUUUUAAUUAAGACACUCUGAACAUUAUAAUAAUUCAUUGGUUUCUAUGACUAAAAAGACAUAUGGUUUCUUUUUUACUCUUUCUUUUGCUUUUAUUAAUGUUCUUGCAAUGUCAAGUUUCCAUCUUGACAAUGAAAAAGAACUUUGGGCCUUGCUCCGAUUGUGACAUGGGUACGGUAGCCUACACAUGAGACAACAAAUGAUCCACCGCUAUACCAAAUGUCUUUCUUUUCAGUGGCCAUGGCCUCCUCACUAAGAAUGAGCUUAUGAUUAAUUAAAGUCAAUCCAGGAAUUUACAUGAGGUACAAAACCCCAACCGAUGUUCAUUCAGAAUAUAUGUCACCUCCCCCCAAACCACCAUAUUGUCCCUUGACUGCUGUACUCUCACUGCAUUUUUUGGCUAAGCUUAAGUAAAUAAAACAUGAUAAAUGUAUCGUAUCAUCAUAAUUACCCAUUUGAUUUGAUCAUCAAAUUGAUGAAAUGUUGCUCACAUGUAUGUAGGCUGUUAGGCCCUACUUCUCAGAAAGAUCUUUGGGCACAAUGAAUAAAAAGUAUUUCUGGCAACCAUGU